This is a messenger RNA of Drosophila ananassae, 1385 nucleotides long. RefSeq lists its product as uncharacterized. The record is from RefSeq and is a predicted model, not a curated record. The transcript has 4 exons. Bases 318 to 1385 code for a protein of 355 amino acids. NCBI's taxonomy places the organism in Eukaryota, Metazoa, Arthropoda, Insecta, Diptera, Drosophilidae.
UGAAGUGAAACUUCUUUAGGCGCGUAAUGGAUUUUCGGGGACGGAGUAAAACCGAGUCAGGAUCGACACGAAAAUGCGAGUACCCCACCCCCCUCACCGUUCACUGUCCCUCUCUCACCAUAUGCGCUUGUUGAGGUGGGAGAGCCGCUCACGAACGUUGUCUCUCUUCUCUUCUUUCCUCUCUCUCAGACACCAGCGAACUGCGCCACGCCAAGCAUUAGCUGCUUGGUUAGUAUACUGCGUCGAGAGUGUAAUACGAGUGAAAUACGUAAUUGAUUGUGGUUCAUACGGUUUGGUACAGAAUUUCAGUGUUAAAAAUGAGUAGUGACGAGAUAGACGUGAUGAACACAUCAGUGGCACAAGAGGAAAUAUCCCCUGAGAAUCACCAAAGAAGAGGAGAGUCUGAUUCACACAGUGAUGACAAUAACAUAAGGAAUGUCGUUAGAAUCAAAGCAAUGGACAACAUGCGGUACAGACAGCGGAAAAAAGAAUUAAAGCCUCCCAAACCUCAAGCUAAAACGGCAGCAGAACGUUGUAAAGCAUACAGAGACCGUCAAAAACUUCGGCAAUCUGCGGUAGCUGAAGCUAUAACACCUGCUCCAGUUCCAUCAAAAAAACCGAAAAUCGUUCCAAAUUCUACGUGUACUGCGAAUUUAUUGAGUCCCAAUGAUGGUCCAGAAUACGUCCUACAUGCAGCACAAAUACAUAACCAACAUAACCAACAGAAUGUACACGAUGACCAUGAACUCCCGAAUAGAGAAUCAAUGAGUGAUGUUGAUUCCGACAUGGAUAUUGGAGAGCAUUUCGAUGGGCCACCGAUAGAAUUUGAUAAUGACUUUGUGCCUCCCUAUAGUGGCUAUGUGAACCACAAAUUUGCACAUAAACAAUUUCAAAAAAUGUUUGUGGAAAAUCCUUUCGGCUAUGCUUGCAGCGUUUGCGAUCGGCUUUGGUUCGAAAAGGAUUUAAAAAAGGCGACAUCCGCUGAUGAAACGAUGCUUAAAAAAAUAACGGCUCUUGCGAACAUUGCUGAUGCAAAACUAUGUACUACAUGCAAAAGGAGUAUGCAGAAUAAGAAAAUUCCAACGCUAGCGACCUUCAAUGGCUUCAAAUAUCCGGAAAGACCAGCCUAUUUGCCUCAACUCAACCUCAUUGCUGAAAGAUUAAUUUCGCCUAGACUACCAUUCAUGCAAAUACGGCGAAUAAGACACGUUAACGGUCAGUUCUGCAUAAGUGGCCAGAUCAUCAAUGUUCCUGUCUCGGUAGACAAUAUGACUACACGCCUGUACGAGAAUCUAACAAUACAACGUUUAACAGUGAUGAGAAUGUCUCUCCUCAGAUGUUUGAUCAUAGGAAUGCUCCUCAAGUGGUUAACAUUGAGGAAUUGA